This is a messenger RNA of Aspergillus affinis, 354 nucleotides long. RefSeq lists its product as uncharacterized. NCBI's taxonomy places the organism in Eukaryota, Fungi, Ascomycota, Eurotiomycetes, Eurotiales, Aspergillaceae. The record is from RefSeq and is a predicted model, not a curated record. Bases 1 to 354 code for a protein of 117 amino acids. The transcript has 2 exons.
AUGGGACGGGGCAUGAGGAACGGCGGCGGAGGACCUUGGGAGCAUGAGGCCGGUAUAAUGAAAUUGCGCGAGUUGGGCGAGGUUGAUUUCCUGGCAGACGGUAAGAUGGCAGUUGGUGGUGGUGACGACGGGGAAGCAGAGAGCGCGCAAAAUGAUGAGGACCUUUGGAGUGAAAGCCUGAGGACCUUGCGGGUUAGCGUGGGUCCGCGGCCUGGCGCCAAUGAGGGGCCUCAGGUUGUCACGCUUUUUCUUCAGGCACACAGUUGCAGACGGAUCGUUCUGGCGUCAUCCAUGUUUGGUCUGCAUCAUCAGGCCCCGCCGAGGGGUACCUUAGACAGUAGUAUCCCUGACUAG